AUGUCCGCCGCGACGGGACGCGCGACGCUCGCGACGGGCGCGCGACGGGACGCGCGACGCGCGCGACGCGCGACGCGCCCGCGCGCGAGCGCGCCCUCGGGCGUGGACGACGGCGCGGUGAGCAUCCGACGACGACCGCCGAACGGACCGUCCAAGCACGACCUGGGCGUCGGACAGUUUGAGUUCGUGAUCGAGGAAGUCGCGCCGACGGGCGAGCGGGUGACGAACGAGAACAACAAGCCGAAGAACAUCUUGGAGGAGAUCGUGUGGUAUAAAGACGUGGAACUCGCGGAACGCAAGGAGAAAUUCCCGUUGCAGUUGGUGCGAACGGCGCUGGUGAACGCGCCGCCGACGAGGGAUUUUGUGAAGGCGAUCACGGAUCAGUUGGCGGCGACGAAACAGCCGGGACUGAUCGCGGAGGUGAAGAAGGCGUCGCCGUCGAAGGGGGUGAUUCAGCCGAAUUUUGAUCCGGUGAAAAUCGCGAAGGCGUACGAGGAGGGUGGGGCGGCGUGUUUGAGCGUGUUGACGGAUGAAAAGUUCUUUCAGGGUGGAUUUGAAAACUUGGCGCUCAUUCGCGAGGCUGGGGUGACGUGCCCGUUGCUCUGCAAGGAGUUCAUCGUGGACGCGUAUCAAAUUUAUCUCGCGCGCAAGUACGGCGCCGACGCGAUUUUGUUGAUCGCCGCGGUUUUGCCCAACCAAGAUUUGAAGUACUUCAUUAAGAUUGCGCACUCGCUGGGCAUGAAGUGCUUGAUCGAGGUGCACACGUACGGGGAGAUGAAGCGCGUGUUGGACGGAGACUUUCCCAUCGAUUUGCUCGGCAUCAACAACCGGGAUUUGGGAACGUUUGAGGUCAGCUUGAGCGUCACCACCGAUCUCAUGAACGGGCCGCUCGGCGAGGAGGUUAAGAGACGCGGCAUCACCAUGGUUGGCGAGUCUGGAAUCUUCACCAUCGACGACGUCAACUUGUUGCAAGAUUCCGGCGUCGGCGCGGUCUUGGUCGGCGAGUCCCUCGUCAAGCAGGACACCCCGGACGUCGGCAUCAAGAAAUUGUUCGGCCGCCCGGUGUGAUUCGAUCACGCGCGAUUUCCAUCGACUCGACACGAUUUUUAACCCGCCCCGCGCGAGUACCGCUGAUUUAAUGACAACCACUAUCCAUCCGGAAUGCGCCGCUACCAUGCGAAAUUUCUAGACUUGAGAUUACACGUCGACAUUCUUAUCGAUCAUCUUCAUGCUCAUACUCCCCAUUCGUCGUCGUCGUUGCCGUACUGCGCGUGCCCGCCUGAUUGCGGGGCGUUAUUCCAACCUGGCGGCGGCGGCAUCAUGUGGUUGCCGCCGCCAGCGUAUCCUCCGUGAACGACGCCGAUCGGCGUGGGCGUGUAGCCCGGCGGCGCCUCUGGCGCAUGUUGCGCCGCAUAGGCAGGAAGCUGCACGUACGUCACGUUCGGCGUGGCUUGCUGAGGCUGUGCCGGCCGCGGUUGGGCCCCUAUGUCGUAAAUAUCGCCAAGCGUGUACUGGCCUCUGCCUGUCAGACGCCUCACGAGCCCACGCGGUUUCUGCUGCUGCUGCACCACGUGCGGCUGCUGCUGCUGCUGCUG
Messenger RNA from Ostreococcus lucimarinus CCE9901, 1595 nucleotides. RefSeq lists its product with no specific name. The transcript has a single exon. The record is from RefSeq and is a predicted model, not a curated record. Gene Ontology annotation, molecular function: phosphoribosylanthranilate isomerase activity; indole-3-glycerol-phosphate synthase activity. The coding region runs from base 1 to 1068 and encodes 355 amino acids. Gene Ontology annotation, biological process: L-tryptophan biosynthetic process. Lineage: Eukaryota; Viridiplantae; Chlorophyta; Mamiellophyceae; Mamiellales; Bathycoccaceae.